Molecule: messenger RNA, 3464 nt
Organism: Cornus florida
Lineage: Eukaryota; Viridiplantae; Streptophyta; Magnoliopsida; Cornales; Cornaceae
Product: pentatricopeptide repeat-containing protein At3g23020
Exons: 1
Coding region: 352-2952 (866 amino acids)
Molecular function (GO): protein binding
Source: RefSeq, a predicted model, not a curated record
UUAGUAAGACGAGGGUUCGAUUUACAACCCCCAAACGGUUAUCUUCUUCUAAACAUUUCAAUCAAAUAAGCCUUCGCACCAGUAACAUCCCCGAAGGUUAUCUUCUUCUAAACAUUUCAAUCAAUUCACAAGCUUUUUAAGGGAUAAUUUCGUAGAAGACAUUGAAACCCAUAGCUUGUAACAGUUAUAAGGUCUUGCUCUUGUAGAGCGAGGAUUUUGCAUUUGAAGGUUUCUCUCUAUUCUGCUUAUCUUCUUCGGUUCUUCUUCAUCGGCAUAAUCAACAUUCCAAAUCGACUUUCGAUUCCCUAAUAAAGAGGUUACAUUUAUCUAUUUGUGAAAAGAAGAAGAAAAAUGUUUGUGAAACUUCAACAAAUAGAUACCAACUGCUUCCAUGCAUUGAGUUCCAUGAAAACCACCACCAACAUAGGAGUGACUCUGUCCCCACCGGACAAAGUUGAACCCAUCAAGAAAAACAAAGCCCAGCAAGUUCUCGAGACUCCCAAUGGAGGUGUCAAGAGAUUCGGUAAAGUUUACAGACAACCCCAUGACAGAAUUCACAAAUCUGAUUCUGACCAACAUGGUUUGGUCAAGAUCCCAUCUAGAGAACACGGAAGAAAUAUUUGGGGUAAUGGUGGAAUCGAAAAGAAGAGGGAUUUUGUGGAAAAAAUUGGACCAGGGAAUCGGAAUGGUGUGAUGGGGAAGGUGCAUACCAAGUGUUCGAUGAAAUGGGUAAGAUACGGAGGGUGCGUUCCGGCUAUAUUGGAGGCAUUGGAAACAGUUAGUGAUUUGGAUGAGGCUUUGAGGCCCUGGGAAGAGAGUCUUACUAACAAGGAGAGGAGUAUAAUCUUGAAGGAGCAAUCGAGUUGGGAACGUGCUUUGCAGAUUUUUGAGUGGUUUAAGAGAAAAGGUUGCUAUGAAUUGAAUGUGAUUCAUUACAAUAUAAUGCUAAGGAUUCUAGGGAAAGCACGAAGAUGGGGCUUAGUUGAGAGUUUGUGGGAUGAGAUGGGGAAAAGAAGUAUUGUGCCAAUAAAUUCGACUUAUGGUACACUAAUUGAUGUAUAUAGUAAAGGUGGGCUUAAGGAGGCUGCACUUCAUUGGUUGGAAUUGAUGAACAAACAGGGGAUGGAACCUGACGAGGUGACUAUGGGGAUUGUUGUUCAAACGUACAAGAAAGCAGGGGAAUUUGAGAAGGCCGAGCAGUUUUUCAAGAAGUGGUCCUCUGGUAUAUCUUCAACUGGUGAUGGCAGAACUAUUACACCAACAACAUCUGUCAUUGUCAAUGGUGAUUCUCAACCACAUGUUCAUUUAAGCUCAUACACAUAUAAUACCCUGAUUGAUACAUUUGGAAAGGCUGGUCAACUUAAAGAAGCAUCUGAAACUUUUUCAAGGAUGCUAAGGGAUGGGAUUGUGCCAAACACUGUGACUUUCAAUACAAUGAUUCACAUUUGUGGUAAUUAUGGCCAGCUAGAGGAAGUGGUUUCACUAAUGCAUAAAAUGGAAGAGCUUCGCUGUGCACCUGAUACAAGAACAUAUAAUAUUCUUAUUUCCCUUCAUGCUAAACAUGAUGAUAUUAAAAUGGCAGCAAAAUAUUUGACUGAGAUGAAGGAGGCUUCUCUUGAGCCAGACCUUGUGAGUUACCGCACCCUCUUGUAUGCGUUCUCGAUAAGGCAUAUGGUUUGUGAAGCAGAAGAGCUCGUUUCAGAGAUGGAUAGAAGGGGUCUUGAGAUUGAUGAAUUCACCCAAUCAGCUCUGACCAGAAUGUAUAUAGAAGCUGGAAUGCUUGAGAAGUCAUGGUUAUGGUUCAAGAGGUUUCAUCUUGAAGGGAAUAUGAGUUCCGAGUGCUACUCUGCCAAUAUUGAUGCAUUUGGGGAGCGUGGGCAUGUGUUGGAAGCUGAGAAAGUUUUCAUCAGUUGCCAAGAAGGUAAAAAGCUGACUGUCGUUGAGUUCAAUGUGAUGGUCAAAGCUUAUGGGAUCAGCAAGAGAUAUGAAAAGGCAUGUCAGUUAUUUGAUAAUAUGGAGAAACAUGAUGUAGUUCCAGACAAGUGUAGUUAUAAUUCUCUCAUCCAAUUGCUAGCUACUGCUGAGCUGCCACAUUUAGCAUUGCCCUAUGUGAGGAAAAUGCAGGAGGCAGGAUUGGUUAGUGAUUGCAUCCCAUAUUGUGCCGUGAUCUCAAGCUUUGUGAAGUUAGGUCAGUUGGACAUGGCAGAGGGAGUGUUUACAGAGAUGGUAAGAUUUAAUGUACAGCCUGAUGUUGUUGUUUUCGGUGUACUGAUAAAUGCAUUUGCUGAUAUUGGAUGCGUUAAAGAAGCUUUAAGAUAUGUUGAUGCAAUGAGAGAUGCAGGUAUAUCCAUGAAUGCUGUUAUAUAUAACUCCUUGAUCAAGCUUUACACUAAAGUUGGAUACUUGAACGAAGCACAGGAAACAUACAAAAUGCUUCAGGCAUUUGAGAUGGGUCCUGACCUAUAUUCUUCAAACUGUAUGAUAGAUCUCUACACUGAGAGAUCUAUGGUUAAAGAAGCAGAAAAUAUUUUUGAGAACCUGAAGAGAAAAGGGGAUGCAAAUGAGUUUUCAUAUGCGAUGAUGUUGUGCAUGUACAAGAGAAUAGGGAUGUUUAAGGAAGCUGUUCAUAUUGCACAAAAGAUGAAAGAACUGGGGCUUCUGACUGAUUUGUUGAGUUAUAAUCAUGUGCUUGGGUUGUAUGCUUUAUAUGGGAGAUUCAGGGAAGCCGUGGGAACUUUUAAAGAGAUGAUGAGUUCCACCAUUCAACCUGAUGAUUCUACAUUUAAAUCACUUGGAGUUGUUUUAGUGAAAUGUGGAGUUCCAAAGCAAGCUGUUGGCAAGCUAGAAGCAACAAGAAAGAAGGACACUAAGGCUGGGUUGCAGACAUGGGUGUCAACUCUUGAUUCUGUGGUUGGUGUGGAUAUCGACGAUGUUGAUGUUAGUAAUGCUUAACUCCCUGUUCUGAGAUAACCUUUUUGUGCUUAAACUCUCUGGGGUUAGGAUGGAAUGUACAGAGUUGGACCAAAUAAGUUCAAAUAGUGGCAUGCCAUACACUUCAGUGGAUAUGUUUCAAGAAACAGUUCGGUAGUAAUUAUGUAAAGGGAAAUUCAAAUAGUGACAACACUCAACUAGUUUGGUGUCUUAGACCCAUGGACCCUAUCACAAUAGCUGUAGUCUCUUGUGAGACACCUGACUAGUUAGAUGUCGUCAAUUGGAUCAUUGCUCAUUACUCUAAUGUAAAAGUUAAGUUUUGGUUUACCAUAGAAGGGCAUUCGACGAUAGCCACUUGUGGCUGUUAAUAUAAAUUUUUGCAUAUUCCCUGAUCACCUAAACAUAAAAGACUGUGGGUCAUUGUGGCCAGGGCUUGUGGCAUAGUCUUCCUAAAUGGAGGAAUAUCGUCGUUUCCUUUGUUAUUGUUUAAUGUAAUGACAGUGGGUUAUCUGAGUAAAUCCAACAUGGAAGAA